Molecule: messenger RNA, 1711 nt
Organism: Aspergillus campestris IBT 28561
Lineage: Eukaryota; Fungi; Ascomycota; Eurotiomycetes; Eurotiales; Aspergillaceae
Gene: cp6
Product: putative carboxypeptidase S1
Exons: 5
Coding region: 211-1638 (475 amino acids)
Biological process (GO): proteolysis
Cellular component (GO): fungal-type vacuole
Molecular function (GO): serine-type carboxypeptidase activity
Source: RefSeq, a predicted model, not a curated record
CAGCGAGAUGGUAUAAGAUUUUCUUGGCAGGUCCGCACUGCUUAUCGUCGUGCCAGACCGGCCUCGCGAGAAGCUAGCAGGUUACAGAUAUAGGCGGAGAUUGGAUGAACUGUGCCCACCCCAAAGAAGUUUAAAUACCGAGGCCCCCAAACUUGCAUCUUGGAGCUUCCCUCAGGAUUCCCCACCCACUGCACAUCCACACACGGCAGUAUGAGACUUCUUGCCGGUUUAUCGGCCGUCGCGGCCCUGUUGGGCUCCGUCCAGGCAUCCCCCAAGGCCCGCUCCGCAAGCACCGUGUCCUCCAUCGUGGAGAACGGCAUCGAAUACACCGUGUUCAACCAUGGGGCCACCGGGGCCAAGCUGCAGUUUGUGAACAACUCCGGUAUCUGCGAGACGACUAAGGGCGUCAACCAGUACUCGGGAUACAUCUCGGUGGGCGAGAAGAUGAACAUGUGGUUUUGGUUCUUCGAAGCACGCAAAGACCCGAAGACGGCGCCCCUGUCGGCUUGGUUCAACGGUGGCCCCGGAUGCUCGUCCAUGAUCGGCCUGUUCCAGGAGAACGGACCGUGUCACUUCGUCGACGGCGAGAAGGAGCCGUCGCUCAACGAGCACAGCUUCAACAACUUCGCCAACAUGCUCUAUAUCGAUCAGCCCAUCGGCGUGGGCUACUCCUACGGCACGGAGGACGUCAGCGGCACCGAUGAAGCCGCCCCCCUGGUGUGGAAGCUGAUCCAGGCCUUCUACGAACAAUUCCCUCAAUAUGAGAGCCGUGACUUUGGCAUCUUCACCGAGUCCUACGGUGGCCACUACGGACCUGGCUUUGCCAACUACAUCCAGCAGCAGAACAAGGAGGUCGCGGCCGGCUCCGUCGAGGGAGAGAAGAUCGACCUGAUCGCUCUGGGCGUCAACAACGGCCUCAUGGAUUCCAAGAUCCAGGAAAAGUCCUACAUCGAUUUCGCCUUCAACAACACCUACCGCCAGCUCAUCGACAAGGCCGACCGUGACAGCUACUACGAAACCCUCGAGAGCGAGUGCCUCCCCGCCUUGGAGAAAUGCCUCAAGGACGAGGACGACGACUUGUGCGCGACCUCCAGUCAGACCUGCUCUAUGGGGAUUGAGAACCCCAUCGGCAACAGCGGGGACUUCAAUGUCUACGACGUCCGCGCGCCGGCCAACGACCCCAACCCGCCCACCACGUACCAGGACUACCUGGCUGACCCAGAGAUCAUGAAGAAGAUUGGUGCCAAGUCAGAGUACCAGGAUUGCGCGAGUGGUGCAAACAUGAGGUUCUCUUCGACGGGCGAUCAUUCCAAGUCCUACCUCGACGAGCUGUCCAAUGUCGUCAAGUCCGGUAUCCAGGUCUUGGUGUGGGCCGGUGACGCCGACUGGAUCUGCAACUGGUACGGCAACUACGAUGUCGCCAACGCGGUGGACUACCCCGGCAAGGAGGAGUUUGCGGGCAAGGACCUCAAGCCCUAUACCGUCAACGGCAAGGAGAAGGGUACCUUCAAGAACGUGGAGAACUUCUCGUUCCUGCGCGUGUACGAGGCUGGCCAUAUGGUUAUGUACUACCAGCCCGAACUCUCCCUGCAGGCGUUUGUGCAGACGAUGCAGAAGAAGCCGAUCUCCUCGACCUAAACGGGGACGAAUUCGUCGCGGUACUCAUUACGAGUACGGUUUACUUUCUACCGUUGUGUAAAAGAAGUGUAGC